Laetiporus sulphureus 93-53 is the source of this 360-nucleotide messenger RNA. RefSeq lists its product as uncharacterized. The annotation marks the transcript as partial. The record is from RefSeq and is a predicted model, not a curated record. Lineage: Eukaryota; Fungi; Basidiomycota; Agaricomycetes; Polyporales; Laetiporaceae. The transcript has a single exon.
AGCCGGUUCUAUAUUGGUCUAAACUCAAAGCGGAAUGCUUCCAGAUUCUCGCCGCAUUCACAGCAAUCCACUCCACUCGCGCGUGCCUCGUCCACCCAGAUCUCAGUGCUUGGGAUCGCAGCAUGGUUUGGUCUUCUGCUCGUCUGCCCUGGAAGUCAAUGGUCUUCCAAUGCGCCGUCUGUGUCGUCAUGUUCCAGGACAGUCUGGACCCCAACAAAUGCGGGAGACAGAGAAGUUGACUGCCGCCUGCGGAAGCCUCCCACCGCCGUUCUUUUGACAGCACUGUACGUCCCAUCACCGGCGGGCCUGCCUCAUGAUCUCUGCGUGCCCCGAUUGGUGAAAUGGCGAGCUAUAGUCUGA